GUUUUCUUUCACUUUUGGUUGCAUGGGACGUAGCUUGUCACAUUUAGUGAUUCGUAGGCAUUUAUGUAACGUACAUUUCUUCGUUGCAGAGAUUCGCAUUUGACAGUCUAUGUAGUUUUGACUAGCUAACAAGCUAACAUACUGGGUGUCUUUGGAUCGUUCCUGUGAGUGACGGGCUGUUUUUGGCAGUAUCCAGCAGUGGUGUCUCCUAUCUCUGCUGAUCCCCUCUCAAUGCCUACCGCCUAAGGUCCCCCUCCAGAACUCUUCCCCCGUCUCAUCGGCUUCCAGCACCAGAGGGAAAUCAGGGAAGCGGGCCAUGGCGGCCAAAGCGGGGGACAACCCAGACACCCUGAUGGGUCUCUGCACGACCUACUGUCUGCGUAACCUGCGGCGGACGAUGUGCUACCUGGGGGACAGGAACAAGCUCACCCUGCGCCCCGAUAUCUUUCUUCCGAGUGAAAUCUGCGACAAACUCGUUAACGCAUAUGUGGAGCUGGUCCACACGGACAGCAACUUUGAGCCGCAGGACGGCUUCUUCCAGCUCUUCUCCGACCCGCGCAGCACCAGACUGACCCGGGUACAGCUGCGGGAGGACCUGGUGCGCGACAGGGACCUGGAGGCCAUCGGAAAACAGGACCUUAUCGAGCUGCACCUGACGUACUGCAACAACCUGUCGGCGCGCAGCCUACGGGCGCUGAGCAGCUUCGGCCACACGCUGGUAUCCCUCAGCCUGUUUGGCUGCACUAACAUCUUCUACAGGAAGGGCGGCGCCCCGCUGGCCUGUGCCGAGGUGGACGAUGACGAUGAUGAGGAGGACAGGCCUGCCAGGUUCGCCCUGGACAACAACUUCAACUUUCAGGGCUUCAACCGUUUGCGGCUGCUGAACCUGGGCGGGCUGCCGGAGGAGGUGGACGUGGAGGCGCUGCUGAAGCCGCUGCCGGCCCUCACCUCGCUGGACCUGUCCGGGGUGCACCUGGCUCGCGCCGCCUUCCUGGCCCAGUGGAAGGAGCGGCUGGCCUCGCUCGUCCUUUACAACGUGGAGCUCUCCGAGGAGCUCAUCAACACCGUGGUCCAGAUGAGCCAACUACGGCAUCUGGACAUCUCCCGUGAAAACCAGCGCACGUACAAGUUCAAGAUGACCAGGAAGAUCCUGACCACGCUGGUGCAGAACCUGGGGAACCUGGUCUCCCUGGACAUCUCUGGACACAUCAUGCUGGACAACUGCUCCGUUCCACACAUCGAGGAGGCCAUGGGGCCACCCAGCAUCGAGCCCUGCAAGAGCAGCAUUGUCCCGUUCCAGGACCUGAAGAGGCCACUGCAGUUCCUCGGCCUGUAUAACACUUCACUCUGCAAUCUCAUGCACAUCCCAGCCUACAAGGUGACAGGCUCCAAGAAUGAGGAGCAGGUCCUGAACGCCAUUGAGGCGUACACAGAGCACCGGCCCGAGCUAGCACACCGCGCCAUCAACCAGCUCUUCGACAUCGCCAGGAUACAACACUGCAGCCAGCUGCUCAGAGCCCUGCAGCUGGUCAUUGCUGCCCUCAAGUGUCAUAAGUAUGACAAGAGUGUGCAGGUGACGGGCAGCGCGGCUCUCUUCUACCUGACCAACACGGAGUACCGCUGUGACCAGAGCAUCCAGCUGCGACGGCAGGUCAUCCAGGUGGUGCUCAACGGCAUGGAGCAGUACCAGGAGGUCACGGUCCAGCGUAACUGCUGCCUGACGCUGUGCAACUUCAGCAUCCCGGAGGAGCUGGAGUUCCAGUACGAGCGCGUCAACAUGCUGCUGCUGAAGAUCCUGGAGCCGGCGCGGCAGGACGAGUCCAUCCAGCGCAUCGCCGUGCACCUCUGCAACGCCCUCGUCUGCCAGGUGGACAACGACCACAAGGAGGCCGUGGGCAAGAUGGGCUUCGUCAAGACAAUGCUGAAUUUGAUCCAGAAAAAGCUGCAAGAUCAAAUGUGUGACCAGGUGAUGGAGUUCUCCUGGAGUGCUCUGUGGAACAUCACAGACGAGACGCCGGAUAACUGCCAGAUGUUCCUCAACUGCAGGGGGAUGAGCCUCUUCCUGGACUGCCUAGAGGAGUUCCCAGAUAAGCAGGAGCUGCACAGGAACAUGCUGGGCCUGCUGGGCAACGUAGCGGAGGUGAAGGCCCUGAGGCCACAGCUGCUCACCCUGGAGUUCGUGGUGGUCUUCACUGAAUUACUGGAGAGCAAGGCAGACGGCAUCGAGGUGUCAUACAACGCGUGCGGCGUGCUGUCCCACAUCAUGUUCGACGGGCCAGACGCCUGGCCCAUGGAGGAGCCGGGCAGGGACCAGGUCAUGCAGAAGAUGUGGGAUGCCAUCCAGAGCUGGGACGUCAGCUCGCGGCGCAACAUCAACUACAGGUCUUUUGAGCCCAUCCUGCGCCUCCUGCCCCAGAGCAUCGCCCCCGUCAGCCAGCACUGGGCCACCUGGGCUCUCUUUAACCUGGUGUCUGUCUACCCAAAUAAAUAUUGUCCAUUAUUGGUGAAAGAGGGCGGCAUUGUACUCCUGGAGAAAGUCUUAGAGAUGGAGAGCUCACACGUAGACACAAAGAACAUGGCAAGAAAAGUCAUGGAGUCAUGUGCAAACUUCAAAGAGGACCCCAUGGACACGAGCAGGUAAACGGGGAGGAGAAGCAUCCUCUCCCCUCCUCCCCUGGACGGAUGGCUGGUUGCCCUGGGCAUUUGGGCCAGAGAGAGACAGACAGACCACACAGAUCACCACCGCGGGAUCACGUUCACAUCCCUUUGCACCAGAGUCUUUUAUUUCUUAAAUGAGCAUCGAGUCACUGUAGAGCAAAGCAAAACUUCAACAAAAGAAAGCAAAAAUGUUGCCUCGUGGUCAACAGUUUUUUUUGUUUUUUUAAUUUCACCUGGGACCCGACACUGGUCGAUCAACAACCAGGGAAAGUCGAGACCUGGUAACUUACACAUGAGAUGUAUGUUGAUUUUGUUUGUUUGUGAGGGGUUUUGUGUUUCUUUUUAUUUCUCUGUUGUUGUUGUUGCACAUGGUAAGCAGUAUUUUUACCAUUCAUAUUAGCUGUGUGUGUUUAACUUUUUAUUUGUUUGAUUUGCCUUUUGUUUGUUCAAAUGUGUGAUGUGAUUGUGUGUGCGCACACAAAAGUGAGAUGUGUGUGUGUGUGUGUGUGUGUGUGUGUGUGUGUGUGUGUGUGUGUGUGUGUGUGUGUGUGUGUGUGUGUGUGUGUGUGUGUGGGCAUGCACAUAUAUGCCUGUACACAUAAAUGUGCAAAUGCUAUGAUGUAUGGAUCUCUUAGGAACAACACAUUUUUGGGUGAUUCUCAUUUUUCUUAUAUUAUAUAAAAAAAGUUAACGAUAUUCAUUGGCAAAGAAUAGGCUAUGAUGGCCUGCCUUGGGGUGCUAGUCCCAUGGAGGGCCUUAAAAUAUAAGCUUAAACUCGUGCACACAGUAAGCACCCUCUGUGACAAGUCACACUCCCCACAGAUGAGCAUAUUACCCCCCCAGUGUGGAUAGUCCAGUUGGUGGCCCGAGAAGGCAGGAACACACAACACAGUUGUUGAAUCACCAUCCUUGACAUGCUAGGUGUAUGCAUUCACUGGCUCACUCACACAGACAGACAAACAGGGAGUGCAGGUCAAUCACUGUCCUUGCGUCCUUUCCUUGCCUCAGUCUUGUCUCGACUCUGUGGAGAAAACGAUCGUUUCCCGGCUGUCAACCAAUGCAGAGUGACUUUUUUAGCGGGAUUCCUCCUUUUCAACAUCCCAAUUUUCAACCCCCACAUUACAUUUUUUGGAUUUAUCAUCAUCUGUGAUGAUUGUCACAGGGAUGGAGACUGCAGGAAAGGGCGAGAGGACAGUAAUUGACUUGCACCCAUGGAGGUUGCACCUAAAGAGGGGAGGAACCUGUGUCACGAAAUGCUGUUAAUGAUGAUCUCCAGACAUAGUCAGAGACUGAGGAUGUCUUUUCAUUGUACAUAUUUGGAGGUAAAGCUUUCUCAUUUUUGUUGUUUUUUUGUAUGUAUGUUUUCAUGACAUAAUUAAUUAUAAACAUAUUAUAUUGUGAUGCUUCCCCCAUCUCUAACAUGAUCGAUGUUUUCCUGGCUUCCUUUUAGAGGAAUGCAAUUUUACACCAAGUAUGGGAGCGGGCACAAAAAGAAAGACAGAGGUUCCUGCCACCGAUGGCAGAAAUACUUUAACGUUAAUGACCCCGAGGAUGUUUUUGUUUUCAUAAUUAUUUAUUAUAUUUGUUUUCUUUUAGGAAAUACAAGGAGCGAGGAUUUACCUGUCCCAUAUUCAUGUACAAAAAAAAAUCAUUCACAUGUCUGUUCUUAAAACCAGGCAUUAUGGUUGUUUUGGGCUUAAUUUUGUUUCCACAUUUUUAUUAACAGUCUGAAAGAGCCACUAUAUUAAUGAUAAAUCUCCUGAAAUAUGAUAAAUUACCCUGUCCUUUUUCAUUCACUAUUGUGUUUUUAAAAAAAUACACCUACACACGUUUGGUGAGAAGAAUUUUCUAGACCUGAUGUCUCACUCGACAUGAAUGGUUUUUUCAGGCUACAAUGAAUUACCAUAUCAUUUUUUAUUUUAUAAGCAUAGACAAGUUGCAAUAUAUAGAUAUAGUACAUAUAUAUAUUUACAUCCUAGUUAAAAAAAAAAAAGAAUCUUGCGUUCAUUCUAUAAAGUAUAAUUUGGCCUCUGUGAUUGUGUUUGACAGAAAAUUCUGCAAUAAACCUGUGAGACACUUGACUGUCCCAAGCAUUAUGCAAUCACGUAUCCAGUGAGCAUGUACGGCAAAGGACCAUUUGGACUGUUAGUUUUAUGAUUGAUCAUCCUUUCGAUCAUGCCCAUUUUGUAAGUUUUACAGAAAGCAAAGGCAUUGGACUGUAGGCUGCCGUGAACUUGCAUAGACAAGUAGUGACGUGUGUUUGUGUGGUGUCUGGAUUUUAUCGAGUUCUCUCAGCUAACUAUGUGGACAUUAAGUGGAAUGCAAAAAGACACAGGAACUUAAGUCUGUUUAAAGUCACUCUCAAUAUUCUUGAAUGACCUUGUGCUAAUUUAGUUUUAAAUACUCCUCUCAAUUCGUGAUGUAUGUAUGUUGUAAGCCCACCCCAAUCAAACAGUAGAACGCACAUAAUAAUCCCUUGGCAAAAAAGGACUUGUGUUGCACCAGAAGCACAUUGUUCAUCUAAGGACUGCAAGACGGACACCAAUUGUCUGUUCAGACAGACGGCAUUCAUAAACAUCAUUAUUCCUAUCACCUAGGGGUACUGCAUAAUAUGUUUUGUUGUGCUUCAUUCUCUUUCUAUUAUCUUAGAGUGAUGAAUGAUUGGCCACAUUGUACCAAAGGACAGAAUAAUGUAAUGGUGUAUGUUUUUGUUUAGAUUCAUUAUGAGCUUAUGGCUAUUAACUGAUCGACCCAACCUAUGAAUUGUAUGGCAAGGUAGAUGUUCAUAUACAUAAUAAUAAACGAGAGGAGAUUUUGUGAUAUGAGUAACACUGAAAA
Engraulis encrasicolus (European anchovy) is the source of this 5496-nucleotide messenger RNA. It is a transcript of the gene zer1, whose product is annotated as zyg-11 related, cell cycle regulator. The transcript has 17 exons. Gene Ontology annotation, cellular component: Cul2-RING ubiquitin ligase complex. NCBI's taxonomy places the organism in Eukaryota, Metazoa, Chordata, Actinopteri, Clupeiformes, Engraulidae. Gene Ontology annotation, molecular function: protein binding. The coding region runs from base 317 to 2641 and encodes 774 amino acids. The record is from RefSeq and is a predicted model, not a curated record.